GUGACUGUCACAUGACCAAACAUUCAUCAACAGCGAUUGUCUCAAGCAAGUAUACCGGGCGGAGCUAGAACAUCAACGAUGCCGCCGACAGACAAACCACAGCGAUACCCAGGGGAAUGUGACGAAACACACCCCGAAAUAUUCACUAUUGUUCCAAAACAGCCUACAGAGAAGAAACCAGGACAGUUGCCACAGCAUAUGAUUGACCAGUUUUUCAAAGAGGGUUAUGUUGUUGUGGAUUGAUUUUUUGAUUGUGAAAAAGAACUGGAUCCAUGUUGUGCAGCAAUUAAAGAUAUGGUAGAUGGUUUGGCCAAUAAACUUUAUAAGGCUGGAAAAAUAAAACAAUUAUAUAAUGAAUAUGGAUUAUUUGAGUGAUUGACCCAUUUAGAAAGAGAGUUCCCAGGUGCCAAUAUACUUCUUCAUAAAGCAGGCCAACUGCCACAGCCCUUGAAGAAUUUAUGGACCAAUGAAAGAUUAUUAAAUGUGGUUGAACAACUGAUUGGACCGGAAAUAUCAGGACAUCCAGUUUCGAAUCUUCGGACGAAAACUCCCCAGAAUGAAGCCACCACUGUUCCUUGGCAUCAAGAUUCUGCGUACCUGGAUAAUCAUUCCUAUAAAGUACUUCAACCAACAGCUUGGAUUCCAUUGUUAAAUGCUACUGAGCAAAAUGGUUGUAUGAGGGUGUUGAUUUAGAAAAAGAUAUAAAAUGUUGUCCAAUUCCAUAUGGGGGAAUGUUGCUGUUGAAUAACAUGAUACCACAUCAUAGUUUGCCAAAUAUGUCCAAUGAAAUAAGAUGGAGUUUAGAUUUCCGCUGGCAGCAGACAGGACCCUCACCAGGAUUUUACGAUAUGAAAGAAUGCAUUAUAAUGCGUACAGCUAAAAACCCAGACUUUAAAAUGGAUUGGUCAGCAUUCGAUGGUGUUGAUCGUCAUAUCAUAGCAGCUGAACUAAUUAAAGAAGAUGGGCAAAAGGGUCAAGAUGAAUUUGAUGUAACCAUACAAGGUCCGUGGAUGAAAAAAUGGGAACUGGUCCACAUGAACCAUCAUACCGACAAACUAUUGGAUGAACAAACAAUGACCACAUGGCAUAAGGCUUAAUAAUGAUGACUACUUUAUAUGGAAAAUGGCCUAAUGAUGCUUACUACAUUAAUACAUGUUUUACAAGGGGCUUUUUUUAUUAUUAUUUUUAGAAUUGUUUUAGAUUUAAUUCUACUCUUCUGCUUGUUCUUCUUUUUCUUGUUUGACUGUCUUCGUACAAGUCUAAGAUACUUCCAAUGCAAGUACAAUCAACAUAAAACUUGACAUUCUUGUUCCUUGGACAAUUGCACAUCAUCUUUUUGUUUUUAUGAUGUCAUAAUUCCAAGAUGACUGCAAUGAUGUCAUUGUGAAGUUAUUUUUAAAUUUAUGUGUGACAGGUACCUUGCAGGCUUGUAUUCCAUUCAGGAUAGGUUGUAUAAAUGUAAAUAUAUUGUGAAUAACUGAAUGAACCCGGUUAAUAUUAUGUAUACCACAUUCAGCCAGUAGGCCACCAUUAAAACUGAUUGGAUAGCGUGUAUACAUCUUCCACAUUGAAAGUUCGCUGGUUGGAUUCAAGCAGGAACUAAUUAAACUUGUCGGACAUGUGGUUUAAACCUGAUAAUGCAAUAAAACUGUGAAGUCUCAUGUUCUCCUUUAAACCUGAUAGUGAAUAAACCCCUGUGUUCUCCUUUAAGAACCUGAUAGUGAAUAAAACUGUGAUGUCUCAUGUUCGGCUUUAAGAUGUUCAGAUGAAAUAGUUUUAGCUUUAGAUGAAUUGUUUAUCAGAUUUUUAAAAUUAUUUUACUGAUCGUAAUGUAAACAUUGUUUUGUUUUUUAUUCUAAGUAUUUAUUUGUUAUGUUCAGAUUAUGUUAUGUUUUUAGAUAAUCAGUCCAAUCUCGUGGGUUUUCUCCAGGUCCUCCGGCUUCCUCCCAUUGCUAAAAGACUCCUAUGCGCAAGCGAAUUAUGGAAAUAAAAUUGAACCAUAUGUUAGUCACGAAAUGACCUAGAUUGUGUCGAGUGGAUGUUAAACUCCAUUUCUCUCCCUCUCUUUUUUUUUUUAGAUAAUCAGGUUAUCGUUCUUAAUCUAAAGUGUAUAUGUAAUUUUAUUCUGUCGGUCAUGGAAAACAAUGAUAAAUGAAAUGAAAUGGGGUUUAACGUCCUACUGUUCUUCUCCGACUGGGCUAAUGAAGAUGGGCAUAUCCCAUACAUUGUGCUAUGAGGGAAAUUUUGUGUGGACAGCAGCACUACGGCCUACUCUUAUACCGAAUUCGAACUGCCAAGGGAUCUUUUACAUGCACACCAAUGUGUACAAGGAACCUUGGUUUUCGUCCCAUCCGAAUGACUAGACAGCUGUCCUUGUCAGGCCCUCUGUCCUGUACCACUGAAAAGGGGAAACCACACUAGAAAUUUCUGAAAUGAAAUGAAAUGAAAUGUGGUUUUAUGGCACGUCAGCUCUAACCGGGCUAUAUUGCGCCAAACAUAUGGUGAUUAUUUGGAGACAGGCUAAAUUAUAUCACAGAACAAAUUACAUGCAUAAAUAAAAACAAUAUCACAGUAAGUACCAUUAAAAAUAAAAUCUAUCUUUUAUGCAUAUAACUAUCUAAAAUACAAAAAUGAAAUGAUAUAUAAAUACAAAUUAAAAUUUAU
Messenger RNA from Patella vulgata (common limpet), 2664 nucleotides. RefSeq lists its product as uncharacterized. The transcript has 8 exons. The record is from RefSeq and is a predicted model, not a curated record. NCBI's taxonomy places the organism in Eukaryota, Metazoa, Mollusca, Gastropoda, Patellidae.